Molecule: messenger RNA, 759 nt
Organism: Prorocentrum cordatum
Lineage: Eukaryota; Dinophyceae; Prorocentrales; Prorocentraceae
Source: the annotation of a GenBank genome assembly
GCGAAUUCUGGGGACGACGGGAAGAAGCCCCCUGUGCCGCGCACAUACCUGAAGAGUUGGGAGACGAUCCCGAAGUCUUUCCUGAACGCAUACGGCCGUGGGAAAUUCGACGUGAUGCCCACCCACGAACUCUGGGGUUUGUGCAACGUGAAGCAAAAGACGGGUGCUGUCUACGCCACAGAGUUAGCCAGCGAGCAUGAUGAAAGGCGCGGGGUCGGCGUGAAUCGCUGGCUGCAGAGCCAGGUACAGUUCCUCGAGUACCUCAAGGGCGAGCGUGUGCAGGUGGAGGCGUGCAUGAAACCAGACAUCGUGCGCCUGCUGUACCAGGAGAUCGACAAGGUCCUUCCGGCGAUGAAGAAGAUCCUGGCGCCGAAAAAGGAGCACCGCAAAGACGGGAUCGACCAGCUCCGGAGCGCCGUGGUGGCGGCCGCGGAGACAGUGGGUGUCGAUGACCUCAACACGAAUGCGAAGAUCGUCUGGGAGUACAUCAACCCCGCCCAGGUCAACAUUGUCAGGGCUACCCAGUUUCUCUUCAGCGGAGGGGGGAGCUCCCACGUGGCGUCGUCGCACCACCGCGCCAUGCUGGGCUUCGCGCUUCACGGUAAUGCUCUCCACAACGACCGCUCAGGGGACGCCGUGACGCUCGAGCAGUUCCAAGCGGCUGUGCGGGCUCGCCACGCCCAGGGACCCGUCGACGAGGAGGAGCCCCCCCACAAGAAGAUCAAGCCGGGCACGGCGGUUGCGGCGGGCUUUCAGUGA